Molecule: messenger RNA, 1886 nt
Organism: Daldinia decipiens
Lineage: Eukaryota; Fungi; Ascomycota; Sordariomycetes; Xylariales; Hypoxylaceae
Product: ribonuclease H2, subunit B
Exons: 1
Coding region: 329-1702 (457 amino acids)
Biological process (GO): RNA catabolic process; ribonucleotide metabolic process
Cellular component (GO): ribonuclease H2 complex; nucleoplasm
Source: RefSeq, a predicted model, not a curated record
ACUUUGCAUCAGAGCGCGUUAACAGGGGUUAUCGAUACCUUAUUACAUAAAGCCUUCAAUUGUUACAUACCUAGGUAGGUAUAUCUAAGUACCUAACCUUACAUAAGAAAAUCCCCUUGAAAUCCCCAUUGAUAGGAUAGGAGAAUUGAUUAACCUAGAUCUUUAAGCUUGAUGAUCUUUAAGCUUGAUGAUCUUUAAGCUUGAUCUAGUGUACAAUGCUAAUUUACUACUAUCAAUACUAUUAUCACUCUAAAAAGAACGAGGUAUAAUACAUAACUAUUCAAACCCGAAUGCCUCAUCUUAGAUAAGAACAUACCAAUUCAACAGCAUGGCGAGGACAACUAGGUCAAAGACGAGCGCAUCAGCUGCCGCAACAUCAGAUACCAAGUCGACGGCCUCAAACACCAAAUCAAAAUACACAUUGCCUACAGAAUCUAUAAAUCCACCCAAGCUCUUCAUUCUUCCUACCAGUGCUACCAAAGACGCGAAAAUCGUCUCCCUAUUAAACCCAAGAUAUUCAAAACCGACGAGGUAUCUAGUAUGCCCCGAGACUGGCAUAUACGAAUUCACUAGGAUCGCUGCGCCCAAGUCAACGCCCAGAAGCUGGUUCAUAGAAUGCGGUGAUACGGGCAAAGUGGAAGAGAAGACAAGCAAAGAUGACGCUGACCUUGGCGCUUAUAUCACUAAAGGCGCUGACCUGUACGUCGCGACCCUCAUCGAUCCUAUGUUCCUUCUCCUGCCUGCAUUUGCAGACCAAUCAGUAAAUACCAAAGAUGGGAAACGGAUGUUUGUGUCUAGCGACGACCACCUCGACUCCAUACGCGGCAAGUCUCCACAUCUAUCCGAGAUAUUGCGAUGGGGGAAUGUACGGGCAUUACUAGAGUCCCGGAUGGCCGCAAUAUGCGAUACGGUAGAUGCAGGCAACGAGUCCAUGUUCCGUUUCAGCGAAGACAAGCUCUUAACCGAAGUCCUGAGCAAGGCGCAGAAGAUGAGCGAGCAACCCUUACCGAAAAGUAUGGAGGAAAGGUUUGUGGCUAAAGCUCUAGAAGCGCCGGUUGUGGGUAUGAAAAGAGAGAACACGACGACACUGUCUAUCUCACAGCAGACGGAAACACGAACACAGGCGCAAGCAGAGACCCCGGCGUCAACCUCAACAGCAUCGACUCCCAAACCCGAGUCUGUCGAAAGUCAAUCUUCUACCUCGUCUACAGAAACAACUACAACCCUCGUAUCGGAAGCAUCUACAACUGCUACCUCAGUCGUCGAAGAGUCGAUAACCACUACGACUGCCACAGAACCAACACCCUCACACGGCGCCUCUCCAGAAAUCAUAAAACUACAACGCUUCCGCACGGCCUUCAACUUCAUCUGCUCAUGCUACAUUGCCCCGUCACAAGCCACACAAUUACAGGAGAAGCUCAAGGAGCAGAAACCCCCAGCAGUCGACUUCACGCCUCUAGACACAUAUCUAGAGGAUAUUAGCAAGCUACGACAGGAGCUGGCUGCGGCGCGCAGCGUGGGUGACUACUCACGAAAACGCGUGUUAGACGACGAUGAGCUAGCAGAUCGCGCCGAGAAGAAGCGCCGGAAAGAAGAGGACGAGAAGCGGAAGAAGGCCGGCGAGAGCAGGGGCGUGAGAGAUCUAAAGAAGGUGAAUACGGUGGGGAUGAAGAAGAUGAGUGAUUUCUUCAAGAAAAAGUAGGCUUGGAAUAAAAAAUAAGAAUAAGUACCGGCGUUUAGAAGCGGUAUAUGUCAUCAAAUGUGUAUAGUAUUUGGGCUUGGGCUUGGGCUAGGUUUAGUCUUUGGACAUGUGUGCCCGUUCAUCAUUCGUGUAUAUCUGAGACAGCGGCAUAAUCAUCAAAUCAAGCCUUUCAAAGCUUUGUCAU